Molecule: messenger RNA, 6393 nt
Organism: Scaptodrosophila lebanonensis
Lineage: Eukaryota; Metazoa; Arthropoda; Insecta; Diptera; Drosophilidae
Gene: Gp210
Product: nuclear pore membrane glycoprotein 210
Exons: 19
Coding region: 9-5684 (1891 amino acids)
Cellular component (GO): nuclear pore
Source: RefSeq, a predicted model, not a curated record
UGAUCAAAAUGCGAACCGCUGCGUUUAACUUGUUUUUAUUGCUUAUUGUGGCAGUAAAUAUAGUACAUGCGGCGAAACUCAAUUUCCCGCGCGUCCUGCUACCAAUAUUUCAGGACAAAUCUGUGAAUUUUACACUGGAAGUGGUCGAACAUAAUUGUUUCAAAUGGACUUCUUCGAGGCAGGAUUUAAUUACAGUUGCUCCUGUAUACCAUGGCUUCAGUGAGUGUGCGUACCAAGCCCUCAUCACAGUACAGACGCGGGAGCAACGCCGCAACACGGCCAUUAUAUUUGCCGAGGAGGUGUCGACGGGCGCCACGCUGCGUUGUGAUGUGAUUGUUGAUGUGAUUGACAAGCUAAAUGUGCGGACUACGACACGGCAGUUGUACCUAGAGGAGGCGCCCGAGACAUAUGAGCUGCACGCGUUCGACUCUCAAGGCAACGAGUUCUCUACGCUGGAGGGCGUCGAAUUUAAAUGGACUAUCUCGUCACCAACCAGAAGCGUGCCGCCGGCACUGCGAUUUUUGACAUUCUCGGAUAGCCCGUUUCACACCGUACCUAAGCCGUUAGAGAAGUUCGAAGCCGAGGGUAUUAUGGGUUACAUGACACUACUCGAGGGCAUCAACACGGGCACAUCCAAGGUUACUGUAACCAUGCCACAGCCAGAGUAUAACAAUGUGGCGCCCAUUGAAGUGUACAUCAGUGUGCUGGCCAACAUUAUCAUUGAGCCAUCCGAGGUGCAUAUCAUGACUGGCGAUACUGUCAGCUUUCGCAUUCUACAAUUGAAAAUGGGAAAGCUGCACGACAUCACCCCGAAUGAUCAGUACUAUUUUGAGGUGGAGGACAUCAAUGUGGCGUACAUAAAAGGCAGUAGCGCCACAGGUUCGCGUCUUGGUCGCACGCUUGUGGUGUUGCGGGACCGCAAUGUGCCGCGAGACGACAGUGACAACUUGCCGGAAAAGCCAAAAGGUCCGAGCGCACAGCUAACUGUGGCCGAACCGCAAAAACUGGGCAUCAGUCUGCUGCCACACAACAACUGGUUGACGGUUAAGGGCGAGCGACAUGACGUUGCCUUCGAUUUGUAUGCGUCCGACGGGCAGAAGAUAACACUGGGCACGCGCUACUCCAUUGGCUCGGAACUGGAUGAAUCUCUUUUCACCAUAUUGAAAAAGACGCGCAAUGGCAGUCGAUUGUUUGGCGAGGCGUACAAGGCUGGUGUGACACAGGUCUAUGGCACGUACAAGGAUCUUUCGGCGCAAGCGGAGUUGCAAAUUUUCGACAAAUUGGUGCUGCAGCCAAUGAAAGUUAUAUUGCCAUAUGACCCCAAUACAGUAAAACCACAGAGGCUGCAAUUUGUGUCAACAGGCGGCGAUGGCAACUACGUGUGGUUUUCCGGUAACCCCCAAGUGUUGCAAAUUGAUAGCAAAGGCUUGGCUACUACCGAAAUACGCGAUGAUCGAGUAAAAGGAGCGGCUAAAGAGCUGUUAGACUCGGGUAGUCUGCUAUCAUCACACACCACUGUCAAGGUGGCGUUGGCUAAAAACCAGAAGGUUGCACAAAUGGCACAAAUAUAUUUCCUGCCACCGGAACGACUCGAAAUCAAACAGUACAACUUUGAGACAGUUCUUAGGGAUUACGUGCAUCUGCAUGUAGGCAUCUAUGCUUAUGUGAACAAUAGCUAUGUCCCUUACACGAAGUGCGACAACUUGCUGUACCAACUGGACUAUGCACAUCAAAUCUUUCAACUGGAGAACAAUGUAGAGGGAGAAAAGCUGGCUCCAGAUGCUUGCCACGUGCUCCGUCUGCGCGCCACCGCUGUGGGCACCACAUCUCUGCGUAUCUCGUAUACCUUCCAGGAUAAGGUGCUGCAGGACUCGGUCGACCUGCACGUCUUCGAGCCAUUAAGUGUGCUGAAUCCCCUAGAAAAUGAGAUUGUGCUGCCCAUUGGUGCUUCUCGCAAUGUAAUUUACGCCGACGGACCGCAGCGCAUUUUCACCCUGGAGGCGACACUGACCAAGGCCACCAAAUACAAUGCUCAGUUUAUUAAAGUGUCGGAAAUCGAAUUUGAUACUCAGAAUUCCAUUACCGCUUUUACAGUGCUGUGUCGUGAAGUUGGCAGCACAGAUUUCACAUACAACGUCCACAACAUGCUGACCAAAUCGAACUUUGCCGCAUACAAUGCUCAGAUUACGACAAAGGUGCAUUGUGUGCGACCACGCUUCCUGAAGCUUUAUGCCAGGCAGGAGCUGCGCAAGUCAUGUCCUUUGGAGCAGCGCUCGUCGUUGCUCUACCUCAAGGAUCGCGAGGACAAGUUUGAGAUAGAGAUCGAAGUGCAGGACGUUAAGAAUCGCAAGCUCAUGAACAUAAGUUCCCUCGUUCUGGAGUGGGAAUUUGCAGCUGGAGACGAGCGCUAUCACACAGACAGCAUUCCGCAUCAACAGCACACUGAAGAGGAGAACUAUCAGACAGUCAGAUUGCCGGCUCGUGAUAUUCUUGUGAUAACACUCAACGAAGUGGCGCCAAACUUUCGCAUUAAGGGUACUGUUGCCCGAUACGAUGACAAAGCGUUAGCCAAAAACGAAAUAUACCCUGAGAGACCACCCUUUGGCGUUAAAAACCAUAAAACGGGUGUGAUUACAAAGCCAGUCAUUGAGAACGAAAUACGUUUCCAUACGGUUAACAGCACGCUUUUGCCGAAUGAUCAUGUCAGCAUCUACUUGGCACCCUCAUAUCGGGAGGGUAUAUCUAUAGCCCAGGGCAGUGGAUUCUUUCAAUUGGAGCUGUCCGAGUCGGGCAUUGUGCAGGUGGACUACGAUGAGAAGACCAAACAGUUGCUGUUGACCCCACUUCGUUUGGGGCACGUUCGUCUGGAGCUGAUCGAUCGCUGUCUGAUGAACGAACCCGCUCAUCUUUCCAUCUCAGUUGUUGGCAUAGGCGCCAUCAAUGUGUUGGCCCUCGAUCGUGUGGAGCGCACCCAUUCUAUUGAUGCUAUUGUCAAACUUUACGAUUCGAAUGACAAUUUGCUGCACAUCGAUGUGAGCAAGCUGGAUGUGUAUGAGUUGAGCGAAUUGGUAUUCGAUUCGAACAUUCUGAGUGUUCGACUGGACGAGCAGCAAAACCUUGGGCCGGGCGAAAUUCGCUACAGCAUAACGGGCAAUAAUGUUGGCGACACAAAGAUUGUAUUUCAGGCCGGCAAGGGAGACAAGCAAGUCUCCAGUGAUCCCCUUAAUGUACAAGUAUUUGCACCUAUACGCCUGUAUCCACGCAAUUCGACGCUCAUUGUCGGCUCCAGCAUACAAAUCUAUUACCAGGGUGGACCACAACCAAACACCAAUAUGAUCUAUAGUGUGCAUCAUAACAAAGUGGCAACCAUGAAUUCCGCAAUUGUUACGGCGCACAAGCUGGGCUCUACGAAAAUCACGGGCAAGUGUCUGCUCAAAAAUCCUGUUACUGGCAAGGAUGAGAUCGUUUCCGAGGACACUGUGGAGUUGCGUGUUGUAUCUCUAACAGCUGUGGAAAUACGCACACCCCUGGUGCGAAUUCGCAGUGGUGCCGUCAUGCCAGCCACAUUAUGGGGCCAGCCAGACUUGUCGCCCAUGGUCCUGGGAACCCUGGAGAAUAUGCACAUUACAUGGAGUGCUAACCAAAAUGAUGUGGUUGAGAUCUUCAAUGUAUUAACAACAGCAGGCAUCGACUACAAGAGCAAUGACAUGAUUUCGAUUCGCGUGCGUGCCUUGAAUCCCGGCAAGGUCAGCAUUACAGCCGUUGCCCGUUUAGCCGAUGGCCAGAAACUGAGUUCGACCGUUGACUUAAUUGUUUUCAAAACUCUCGAGCUGGUCGCGCCUAAGCCCAUAACAAUGGACUGGAUUUUGACCGCGCCACGCAGCACACUGCAAUUAAAAUGUAAUAUGGACGAUGCUCUCUAUAAGUUGGACUCGCAAAGCAGCGGCAUUGUUAGCGUCACGCCAGAUGGCAUUGUCCACACAAAGGAUACGCUUGGCCGUGAUCUGAUAAUUGCCAAAACUGUCGACCAAACGCUGCCCAUUGGCAUCGAAGUGAAGAAUGUACAAUAUAUUUUGGUCACAUUGCUGCCGAACAUCAAAUUGAAACAUUUGGAGCAUAAAAUUCCGCGUGGCAUGAAUUUUGUAUUUAAAGUCUCGCUCCACGACAAUCUCGGCAAUGAGUUCUCGCACAACAUCGAGGAGGUGAAUGGGCUGCGCUACGAUCUGGCCACCAAGGAUGUGGUCGAUGUGCAGAUUGGCAAUAACCUAACGAUAGCGCUAAAUAUGCCACGUGAGACAAACAAUAUGAUCGCCAUAAGUCUGAAGGAUAUAACCGGAGUGAAACAUGCUGAGGAUUACAUCAAACUGUCGGUGGCUGAGUCGGAGCAUAUUUUCCCUACCAAGACGAUUUUCUCUGUUGGUGACAUUAUUUGCUUCGAUUCACCGCUAACAUUGUCAUCGAUUUGGACGAGCUCCAAUGAGCAGAUUGUGGCGAUUAAUAAAAAUACAGGCAUUGCACGCGUACUGAAGCAUCGGCACAAAUUGGGCGAGAAAAUCGUGGUCACCAGCGGCGAUAAAGUGGGACUCGGCGGUUACCUCAAAUAUGAUUUGGAAGUACGCGAAUCGGAUGCGAUUUUGUUUGCCAAAACGCUUGACAUAUUUAGCGGCUCGGAAUAUCGAGCGCAUUUGGUGCUGCGCAAUCACAUUCAAACAGACAAGCACACAAAUUUGAUUGCACAGAACGUAUCCAGAUGCAUAAAUCAUUUGGACAAUGUGCACGUUGAUGCGUUCACGUGUCGUCUUGUGGCCAAUGACGCCCUCGGUCGGAAACUGCUGUCGCUUUACAAAGUCAAAGCCAUAUUUGAUGGCUUAAACAGUCAGUAUGCUUGCGAGCUGCAAUUGCUUUCGAAUUUCAAUGAGUUGCUCUCCAUUGUCAAGACAAACAAUGUCCUUUUGGAGAUACAGGCUUUAAUACCCACCGGUGUGUUCGAUACGAUGUCUUUGAAAUUGGUACCCGGCAUUCAAGUUUCCCCUGAAGCGCUACAAAUGGGUGAUUUGAAAUCACAGGAUUUACUCAUCAGCGGACUGGACAAAGUGCUGCAAAAGUUGCAGGUAAUACCAUCUGACACAAAGUAUUUAUCUGUGGAAUUUAUUGAGCAUGCUCACGGACAGGGCAAAUACAAAAUUCAUUUUGCUGACGAUUUUCCAUUGGAUGUACAAUUAUAUGUGCUAGUUAAAUCACCGGAAACGGAUCAAAAUAUUGAGGUGCCCGUAUAUGGUAACACAAUGUUGGCCCAAAAGUGCUCUAGUCGACCGUAUAGUAGCACAUUAUUUUAUCGACUUAUCGAGAAUCUGGGCUUCAUAAUUACAACCGUCAUCAUCAUAGUAUUUUCUUUCUGGGUGUACAUCACUUGCUUCCAAACGCAGGGCGUCAUAACACUCAACUCGGAGGCAUUUCAGUCCGAUAAAUCCAAUAUAUCGUCACAAAGGUCGUCACCUAUGUCCAGUCCUCGUAGCCCGUUCAUUGCAUCCCCGAAUAGAAGUCCUUUUGCAGAGCCACAACAACGUUCGCAAAGCCGUCACAUGCAGCACAACUUGAGUCCCCCCGUGGUGAGUGACGAGUCCUUUAUCUAUGGCCAUCCACAUCUGGGCUCACCGAGGAGCGCAAGACGAGGAUACAACUAACAAGCUGUCCACUCAGUGGCAGCUUCUGAACUGUGUUCAACUUUUUUAAAAUGAUAAAACGCUUGGAUGGCACUCCCACAGUUUCAUAUUUAAGGCUAUAGUUGUAAGACCAAAUUGUAAAUGCUCAGGUUAUAUGCAGUUGAUAGGAAGUUAGCUGUAGCUAUAGUUAUAUACUUAUAUGUUAAGCACACGACUUGAAAUGCCAGUAUAUUAGUUGUUGUUAUUCUUGUUGUUGUAACUUAACUGCCAGAGAAUCGCGCACAGUCGUACAUAUAAUUUAUUCAGCAUUUAGAUAUAAGCUCAUUUUGUAUUGUCUCAUACACACAUGUAUGUGUUGCUGUGUAUGCCCAAAAUCCUUACAGACAGCAAUCCGGUUACUUAAGGCUUAGGUUCAGCAACGAAAAAGUACUCAAAAAUUUAUUAAGCCGCUUAAAAACAUUUUCGUUUACCUUACCUUUCUUUCUAAUUUCUUAUGUACAAUUUACGACAAUUUCUUUAUUCUGAGCUAGAAAUAAAUAUCAUUCGCAAAUGUUUUCAAAUCUUAUGAUAGUCUUAAGCGCAAACACCGACAUACUAUAUAUAGCUAAUACAUACAUAUAUAAGUAUAGGAAGGAAUUUUUUGUAAAUUGUAAUAACGGUGCGACGGAUGGAGGAGUCUGCGCGUAAAGUAAAUACUGCAUUUGUUAUGUUAUAAUAAAUAAAGAGUAAA